This is a messenger RNA of Malania oleifera, 1473 nucleotides long. RefSeq names its product heat stress transcription factor B-2a-like. NCBI's taxonomy places the organism in Eukaryota, Viridiplantae, Streptophyta, Magnoliopsida, Santalales, Ximeniaceae. Bases 224 to 1201 code for a protein of 325 amino acids. Gene Ontology annotation, molecular function: RNA polymerase II cis-regulatory region sequence-specific DNA binding; DNA-binding transcription factor activity. Gene Ontology annotation, biological process: regulation of transcription by RNA polymerase II. The transcript has 2 exons. Gene Ontology annotation, cellular component: nucleus. The record is from RefSeq and is a predicted model, not a curated record.
GCUUCUGGAAAAGACGUAACGUACCUUCGCGUUCUUUCCCUACUUCUCUCUCACAUGUGGGCUUCCUUCCUCCAAUUCUCCACCGUCCCUCUCUUUCUCUCUCUUCUCCAUCCUCAUCCUUCAAAUCUUCAAUCCGAACCUUCUAGAACUCCCAUUCUUCUCUCUCUCUCUCUCUCGCGCGCGAACGGAUCUGCUUUGUCUUUCUGCUUUAGGAGCUCCGGCGAUGGGCCCGACGCCGACGGAGCAGAACGGGGAGCCGGCGUCGCCGGCAGGUGACUUGCAGAGGUCUCUCCCGACUCCAUUCUUGACCAAAACUUAUCAGCUGGUGGACGAUAGCACAGUGGACGACGUGAUCUCGUGGAACGACGACGGAUCUACGUUCGUCGUGUGGAAUCCUACGGUUUUUGCCAGGGAUUUGCUUCCUAAAUGUUUCAAGCACAACAAUUUCUCCAGCUUCGUUCGACAAUUGAACACAUAUGGAUUUCGGAAGGUAGUACCUGAUCGGUGGGAGUUCGCGAACGAGUGCUUUAGGAGAGGCGAGAAGCGUUUGUUAUGCGACAUAAAGCGUCGGAAAAUCUCGUCAGGUUCUCCGGCGGUGACGGUGGGGGCGAUUCCUGUUACGCCAUCGUCAGUGUCCCCGGGGUGUUCCGGCGAAGAGCAAGUCAUGUCAUCUAACUCGCCCCCGGCCUUGUGCCGGGAAACGAGUUGUGGCAAUACAGCGCAGUUGAUGGACGAGAACGAACGGUUGAGGAAAGAGAACAUGCAGCUCAACAGAGAAUUGUCGCAGAUGAAGAGUCUUUGUAGCAAUAUUUAUGGUUUGAUGUCGAAUUACGCAAACAAUCAACCGGAAACCGGCUUUCCGGAAGCGAGGGCGCUCGAUUUAUUGCCAGCGAAGCUGUUUCCGGAUGAGUCGGGCGGCGACGGGAGGAGCGCGGAGGAGGCGGCUAGUGCGCGGUUGUUCGGUGUUCCCAUUGGUGUGAAGCGGACGAGAGAAAUAGGCGAGGCUCUGGUGGCGGAGCAUGAGCCGGAGCUGCGGCUGUAUCGGCCCGGGGCCGAGGUAAAACAAGAGCCGCUGGAUCAGCAUCAUCGUCAUCAUCAUCAUGAGGAUGACGACGGCCACCGUCGCGACCAGAGCGGCGAUAAUCAAGAGGCGCCGUGGCUGAGGCAGUGUCAGCGAGCCAAUCAGAGGGUGUGCAACUGACGGUGGUCGGAGGGGACUGGACGACGGCCGAUGGUGGUUGUCCGUACAAGGGGAGGCACGUGCCGAAAUGGGCGGGUGCAGGAAGAGGCACGUGGCAACUAGGUCGCGUGCUUCGGGAAGCCUUUUGAGUUUUGGGUUGGGGUGAGGAUUGGAUUGGGAAAAGUGGGUUCAGAACUUUCUUAGUCUUUCUUCCCCCUUCUUUUUCAAAUGGAAAAAGUGGAUUUUUCCCACCUAAAGAAUCUUAAUAGAGCAUAGUUUGUCCGCUUUCAUCA